GCAACUGUUAACCACCGAGAGGAAGCGAAACACGGGAGGAGCCGAGCGGCUGCGCAGUUAUAAGAGACAGCAGUGUUUUAUUCACCCAGCUCAUCCGAUCCGGACACCCACAGCUUUACCAGAAUGAUGCUGCAGCACACUGGUCCCUCGCUGGCUGAUAUCAGCUGCUCCGCCUUGGUCCCCUGCCUCUCCCCGCCGGGCACGCUCACCCUGGACGACUUCACCAACUUCACACCCAUCGUGAAAGAGGAGCUCCGGCUGGCCAUCCAGACCAAGCGGCUGUCCAACGGGCUCAGCGCUGACAUGAGCUCCGACGGCGCCAGCUCCAGCUCAGACCGAGCCUACGAGCGACCUGCGUGCGGGGCCGGGGUCAAGAGAGAGGUAGCACCAGAGGAGCACGAGAGGAGGAAGAGGAGGAGAGAGAGGAACAAAAUCGCUGCUGCCAAGUGCCGCAACAAGAAGAAGGAGAAGACGGAAUGCUUGCAAAAGGAGUCAGAGAAACUGGAGAGCGUCAACGCCGACUUGAAAGCUCAGAUUGAGGAGCUGAAGCAGCAGAAGCAGCAGCUGGUCUACAUGCUGAACAUGCACCGGCCGACCUGCAUCGUCCGAGCCCAGAACGGCCAGACGCCCGAGGACGAGAGGAACCUUUUCCUCCAGCACAUCAAGGAGAGCACCUUACAACUCCACAACCUCACCACCUCCUCCUCGUCCACAUCCACGCUAGCGCCGCUCGACGGAGGACUUCUGACCCUCGAUCACAUUCACUGUCCCAGUCACCUAUGAGCGACCGGGUGGUUUUUCUCGCCACUUUUCCAAGACUUGCAAUCCUCCCACCGUCUGCCAUCGAUGUAGCACAGACUGUUCGAGCCACAGGUGGAGUUGCCACAUUGACUUAUGACCUGACAGUGAAAUGUAAUCACCUCCGGACGACUCCUGGGUCUCAUUCACCGUCCACAAAGCUGCUAGAGAGAGUGAGAGUGCCAGACAAGUGACUUCAGCAUGCUCCCGCUCCUUGAAUGCAUAGCUGCUGAUUGAAUGGGAUGUGACAUGCACUGGACAGCACCUUGAUAUGCAUUAUGUGUUUUGUUCAUUACAAACAGUCAGGGCCAAGGUCCGAUCUUAAAGCCCUAAAAACUAAAACAACAACAGCUUUUUUUAUAUUUACUGAUAUUUUCAGUAGUUAAGGGUCUGAUUUAGUGUCUGAUUUUUGUACCAAAGUGUUUUCAAGGUGAUCCAGGCACAUAAUAUAACUGUUCGCCCACAAAGAAAGUAGAUGCAGGUUGACCGUGUGAGUGUGUACAGACGUUUGAGUGUUUGAGCUGCAAGUCACUGACUCUAAAAGAGCGUUGUUUGUGCUUAGUGUAUGAAAAAUAUUAUAUUUAUUAAAUGACUGCUGUAUGAUAUGUUGUGGCUGCAUCGACCCUGUCUGCUUGUCCUUUAUACAACGUGAACGUUACUAAACCUGCUGCUACCACUAACCACUCAGGACCUAUGCAGGCUGUAGAAGUUCAUUAUGUUUUGUUUUUUGCCUAAUUUAAGAAUACGAGUCAGGUUAUUUGCUGUUAAACAGAAAGCAGUAGCAGUCACAAAAGGGAAAGGUACUUUGCAGGCAGGGUUCGCUAAAUAAUUCUGCCCUUAAUUAAAUACCCUCGUACAAAUGACGAUGUUGUCAUAUAUGCCGAUGAUAUGUUACUUUACCGACGGAUUUGAGAUUUGCUGGUGAACAAAGUUGUCCAAGAAAUGUAAUACUGUACAUUACUCUACAUGACGAACACUUUAUUUAUCACUGCGUUCCCUCUUAACAAAUCUAAUGUUUCUUUAUUAUUUUUUACAUCUUCUGUGACGAUGAAGCUACAUGAAUACGAGUGUUAUUUUUCAGGUGUGUUGUUUUCUACCUAAAAAGUCUUGUACAUUGUAUCGACUGCCCAUUAACUCUGUGCUGCUGUGUGUAAACACCGGAUGCCUCCUUUGGUCUCAACAGAGCAAAGAAAAGAAAAAAAAAAAGAUUGUUAUUUUUAAAAAUGUAUUUAUUAACAACAUUAUGGUUUGGAUGUUGUGUUCAUUGUAUGUCAUUAGCGAGAUAACGGAAGUGUUGCGUCAGGUCACUGCUGGUCCUCUAACACGCCAGACUCUGAAGUUAUGCAAUGAAAUGACAUAUUAGUGAGUGUUAUGAACUUAAUCAGUAUCCAGGCUUAAACGCGCUGCCAAAUAUGAGUCCCUCCUUCCACUCCCUUUUCCAUUCUCUGACCUUUUAUGCUUAGAUUUAGAUUAUCCCUCGAAGCAAAUGUGAUUUAUUGUGCAAACAGAAACUAAGACAGCAUAUUUAUCAAAAGUUUAUGGGGUAUUUUCUUUCCAAAUACUAAGAACAGAAGUGUUUUAACAGUAAGCAAGACGCUAAACAGUAUUGGAAACUCUGGUUAUUGGUAUCUGAAUAAUCACACUUCAUCAAGCUUUACGUAUUAGCACAUAAGAAACACCUCAACAGAGAGAGAGAAGAGAUAGUUUAUGAUUUUUCAUCAGCACAUUAUCAUUGUUCAUGGAUUGGACUGAAGUUUUUCCUUUUUGGUUUCAGAGAAGAGGGUUUGUCGUGUGUUUUAUGUGAGUCGAAAAACUUUGAGAGUCACACUGUUAACGGGACGCAGGCGUCUGUGUGUGUCGUGUAGUUGUUGUCUUUGUGAUGAAAGCUGUCCGUUGUCCCAAUGCUAGUCAUGACUAGAUAGCUACUGAGCACUGAGUUUGACUCAUAUGUAUUCUAUUGUGCCUAUUUCACCUACUGGAGGCUGUAUUUUUCUCAUUUGUUCCUUUAGCUGCUCAACUACCGCAGCAUCAUAGCCCGAAUGAAUAAACUGUAGGACGUCAGGUACAACUGCACUGCUACUACCACUGUGUACUUCCAUCUUUGUGAUUUGUCGAGUUUUGUUUUUGAUACUUUGUUAAUUAAAAAACGUGUAAAUGAU
Messenger RNA from Stegastes partitus (bicolor damselfish), 2957 nucleotides. RefSeq names its product activating transcription factor 3 (gene atf3). Lineage: Eukaryota; Metazoa; Chordata; Actinopteri; Pomacentridae. Bases 124 to 783 code for a protein of 219 amino acids. Gene Ontology annotation, molecular function: RNA polymerase II cis-regulatory region sequence-specific DNA binding; DNA-binding transcription factor activity, RNA polymerase II-specific. The transcript is spliced from 4 exons. Gene Ontology annotation, cellular component: nucleus. Gene Ontology annotation, biological process: regulation of transcription by RNA polymerase II. The record is from RefSeq and is a predicted model, not a curated record.